CAUGAGGAGACUGCAACGAAAAUAAAAUCGUGUCGUACGUGGAGCGAAAAAGACGGCAAAGAGGAGCUGCUAGGUGGUUUGCUGGAUUUCUCUCAUUGACGUAGAAACACUAUUUAUCCAAGACACUACUGACCAGGCCUCUGGAGGCACAGAAAACCUGGGCAUGACAGGGUGUGACAUAUGACGAGAACCACCGCGGCUGCGUACGCUGACGUUUCCAGCAUCACAUGCGAGGACUGUGAAGUAUCUCGACACAGUUGUGACUUUCCCAUAUUCUGAAUUCUCAAUAUGGACGUGACUCACCUGCUGCUGUGGCUAUUCGUUGCUCCAGUCUGGUGCCAGUCUAAUGAUACAACUUCUGCAACAACAUCAAUGGUAGCAACAUUAUCAACAUCAACAUCAACAGCAUCAACAUCAACAACAUUAACAAUCCCUGCAACCAUGCCUACCAUCAACUGUUCAGUCUGGGAAGCGACCAACACAACAAUUCAGGGUUUUGUCCUGGGAAGUUUCAAUAAUGCAACUGCAACUUCUGAAUCUGUCACUGUUUAUGGUGUUUUAACAAACAAUACGGUGUCCUUCCAAAACUUGGAGCCCGGAUGCAUGUACGCUUUGGCUAUUUUGUCCAAUUCUGAAACACUGUGUAAUAAUUCCAAGGCAACAGUCGCAGAACCAGUCAGUGAUAUUCAGAUGAGCCCCAUAAACUCCACAUCUCUCUCUGUGAGCUGGAACGACGCACAAGGCUGUGUGAGACAGUACAUUGUCCGUUUGAACAACAGCGAGAAUUCCACGACAACAAACUAUACAGAGUUCCACGACUUGGUCUCUGGUUGCAGUUACACUGUUAAUAUCACAACAGUGGGUGAAGGAGAUUAUUCUGCUUUUGCCACAGGACAAGGAGCGACAGUCGCGGCUCCAGUCAGUGACGUUACAGUCAACUCCGAAAACUCUACAUCUCUCUCCGUGAGCUGGACAAAAGCUCUUGGCUGUGUGAAAGAGUACAUAGUUCAUCUAACCAAAGGAAAUGCAACAAUGGAGAACUAUAAUUAUACAGAUGAGACAACAAACUAUACAGAGUUCCACAACUUGGACCCUGGUUGCAUUUACACUGUUAAUAUCACAACAGUGGGUGAAGGAAAUUAUCCUGCUUUUGCCACAGAGCAAGGAUCGACAGUCGCGGCUCCAGUCAGUGACGUUACAGUCAACUCCGAAAACCCUACAUCUCUCUCCGUGAGCUGGACAAAAGCUCUUGGCUGUGUGAAAGAGUACAUAGUUCAUCUAACCAAAGGAAAUGCAACAAUGGAGAACUAUAAUUAUACAGAUGAGACAACAAACUAUACAGAGUUCCACAACUUGGACCCUGGUUGCUUUUACACUGUUAAUAUCACAACAGUGGGUGAAGGAAAUUAUCCUGCUUUUGCCACAGAGCAAGGAUCGACAGUUACUGCUUCCGUGAGAAACAUGACUGUAACUGCUGAGAAUACCACGACACUGUCAGUAAAGUGGGACCAAGUACCUGGAUGUGUAAAGGAGUACCUAGUGACCGUCAAUAAUACUGAAAAGAGGACCAACACAACCUCGGUGCAAUUUUCAGACCUCUUGCCUGGUCAUAAUUACACUGUAAACAUAACGGUGGAAGCAGAUGGAGGACGUUCACCAGCACAACUCGAGACUGCAAAUACCUAUCCUGCGAAUUUGAAUAAUGUGAUCUGCGGCUAUGCGAUGUCCGGCUACAGCAUUGCUUUGUCUUGGCCGCGCCCUCCCGGAGCGUGGACCAGAAUAGAAGUGCGAGUUGGGAGUGUCAGAACCGAGAACCUUACUGGCACAGAAACCAGUAUAGUGGUCAACGGGGUGCAGCCUGCUCAGGUCUAUCCCAUCAUUCUGACCUCCUACUCUGGAACCCUGAGCAGCUCACCCAUCACUAUCCACUGCACGACUGAUCCGAGAGGAGUGAUAACGGGGUCGGUCACGGCAGUCCUGCUACUUAUUCUGGUGAUUUUAGUUGUUGUCUUUGUUCUGCGUCAUAAACCAGAUUUGUUCAGUCAGAGGUUCUCUGCCAAAUCCCAAGGAGCUGGUAGCAAGUUCAAACCUGUUCCUGUACACCAGUUUCCUGCUCACUUCCAGGCGCUCAGCUGUGAUCAGAAUAGAGGAUUCAGUGUGGAGUACGAGGAUCUCUGCGCUGUUGGCCUGGAGCAGACGUGCAAAGCAGCUCUCGUCCCAGACAACAAGGCCAAGAACCGUUUCACUAACGUGCUGCCCUAUGACUGGUCUCGGGUGAAGCUCACAACCGUUGACCGCGAUGUCAACUCCAACUACAUCAAUGCCAACUACAUGCCUGGCUACGGCACCAAUGCCCAGCAGUACAUUGCGGCUCAAGGUCCACUUGAGGCCACGGUCCUGGACUUCUGGAGAAUGAUCUGGGAGAAGGGUGUUCGGGGCGUCGUCAUGGUGACCAACUGCAUCGAGGGAGGAAAGGUUAAGUGCGAACAGUACUGGCCUCUGGACUACACGCCGUGCACUUACGGACACCUGUCGGUCCUGGUCAUUGCCGAGCACAAGGAGAAACACUGGAUAGUGCGAGAGUUUGAGGUCACCAAUAGGAUGACGCUGGAGGUGCGCUCCGUUACACAUUUCCACUUUACUGCCUGGCCGGACCACGGUGUACCAGACAGCACAUCGGCGCUGCUCGAAUUUCGGGGGCUUGUGAGAAACCAUAUAGAGAGCUAUACCUCAUCUGGGCCUACUGUGGUACACUGCAGCGCGGGCGUGGGCCGGACGGGGACCCUCAUCGCCCUCGACGUGGCCUUGCAGCAGCUGCAGAAUGAGAAGGUGGUUGGCCUCGCCGGCAUCGUCCACAGAAUGAGACUGCACCGGACCCUCAUGGUGCAGACCGAGUCUCAGUACAUCUUCCUACACCAAUGCAUCAUGGACCGGCUGAAUGAAGACAAGGUGAAAGAGCAGCCGCUGUACGAAAACACAGACUUGUUGUAUGUCAACGCAACGGCGCUCAGAGAGCUUCAGUCCAGUCAGAAACAUUAAUCGCCCCAAGAGGCUCCCUAUCUUCUGCGUAGGGUGACUACAUUCCCAGAAUUAUUUUAUUCUCAGAAGACUUUUAUUGAAACACUUAACAUGUCUGUGAAUACAGAUGCUCCUCUACUUGCGAUGGUUCGACUUACAAUUUUUCGAAGUUACGAUGGUAUGAUAGCAAUAUGCAUUUGGUAGAAUCUGUACUUCGAGUAUUGAAUUUCGAUCUAUUCCCACGCUUGCGAUAUGCGGUACGAUACUCUCUCCCAAUGCUGGGCGAUGGCAGCGAGCCGCAGCAUCCACUCAACGACGCUCGCAUUAGCGAUCAUGCGAACGACCGCGAGUGUAGACAAGCGAUACUGUGUCGAAAGCGUUUUUUUUUAUUUUGUGGUUUGCAUCCCAUCAUGUCUAGUGAACGCCCAUGUGUGUCUCCUGCUUCUGGUGAGAAGGAAAGGAGCAAAGCAAUUACUCUGGAGAUGAAAGUAUAUUCUUCGUACUGUAUUCUUUUUCGACUUACGUUUUUCCCACUUACGAUGGAUUUAUCGGAACGUAACCCCAUCGUUAGUCGAGGAGCACCCGUACACUUAAGCAACAUAAUUUAUUGACUUUACAUUUUUGAUUACGUUCGGAAUUGCAGUAUUUAAAUAUAUGCAAAUAUAGAUCUUCUGCACUGUACCUACACAGACUCAAAUCACUGUAAAGUAUUUUUUCUUGGCUUUGUGGCAACUGUUUGAAAUGAUACUAUGUUUUAAAAGCGAUAAAAGUGACAAAAACUUUGCAUCAAUAAGAAGAGGCCAUAAUGUUGGUUUUUUAAAACACUACUUCUCUUCAUGGCACUCCCUGAAGUCAGUAGACUGUAGGAUCACUCAGCCUAUUGUUUGCCCCCCCUCCCCCUCGUCUGUAACAUGGGGCUCCUGGAGCGACAAAAACUCACUGCAAAAUCAACAAAAACAUACAUAGCCAUUUAAUACAUUAUUCGAACCUUAUUAUUCUUAUGGAUAGUUUUCCCCCCACAAUACUACUGCAGUAUCUUGUUUAAAAACAUGUGUGACAUUACAGAUGUUUGUGCCAGUUGCUCUAGGCAACAUCAUCAUUGCCAGAAUUGCAUCUGUACUAUAAAUUAGUUUUAAUAAUGUGCACACAGCUUGUGCAGUGGGGAAAAAAAGUAUACAGAUGAGUUGUUCAACUCUUGUUUUCGACAUCUGAGUGGAUUUUUCUUCAGAGGAAGCCAAGGAUGCCUUCAGCCCACACUGCCUGUUGGCAGCUCUUAAACUGUUAAGUCAAUGUCAGUAUCGUAUGUCUUUUUUAAUUUGUUUGCACUAUUGUCUCUUCCAAUGUGUUACUAAUAAAAUUAUUUUCUUGUAUUUAAUUUUUUUUUUUUUGAGAAAUAUGCCCACAGUGACUACAAUUGUAAAUUGCUUGUGCUCAAAGGCUCUUGAGGUAGAGCUUAUGUAUGAAUAAACAGCUCACAAAUCCCUGAA
Scleropages formosus (Asian bonytongue) is the source of this 4505-nucleotide messenger RNA. RefSeq names its product protein tyrosine phosphatase receptor type H. Gene Ontology annotation, molecular function: protein tyrosine phosphatase activity; protein binding. Gene Ontology annotation, biological process: peptidyl-tyrosine dephosphorylation involved in inactivation of protein kinase activity. The coding region runs from base 289 to 3039 and encodes 916 amino acids. The record is from RefSeq and is a predicted model, not a curated record. The transcript is spliced from 18 exons. Gene Ontology annotation, cellular component: signaling receptor complex. Lineage: Eukaryota; Metazoa; Chordata; Actinopteri; Osteoglossiformes; Osteoglossidae.